Messenger RNA from Caenorhabditis briggsae, 1635 nucleotides. The transcript is spliced from 8 exons. Gene Ontology annotation, molecular function: transmembrane transporter activity. The record is from RefSeq and is a predicted model, not a curated record. Bases 1 to 1635 code for a protein of 544 amino acids. Lineage: Eukaryota; Metazoa; Nematoda; Chromadorea; Rhabditida; Rhabditidae. Gene Ontology annotation, biological process: transmembrane transport; monoatomic anion transport.
AUGCCUCAUACUCCACCGCCUAAUAAGAAAUUGAGCAGGGCUACGAGCCUCGAUUCCCCACCCGAGAAGACAAUAUUCCGAAUAGACACCGUCGACCUUGACCUGCCUUCGACUACAAAUACAUCUAGUUCAACGGCAGCAAUAGAUGAACAGAGUCCAGAUGAUGAACAUUCUGCUCCUUCCGUUUUGUUCCCAUCGAUGAGGUUGAUGCUAGCCGCAAUGCUAUGCUGCUGUUUCAUCACCCUAUCAAUCUCGUCGUCGAAUUUGGCUGUUGCACUCAUAUGUAUGACUUCUUGCCCGGUUCAUGGUUAUGGAGGAACACUGGAAUGGCAAUCCCAACAAGAAGGCCUGGUUCUUGCUGCUCAAAAUGCGGGUUCCUUAGUAAUGAUAGUGACCGGAAUGUGGGCUGACAGGUUGAAUGGGAAGUGGAUGGUGUUUGUAGGAUUGUUUCUCUGUUGUAUCGGAAAUCUUAUGCUUCCCCUGCUUGCUUCUGAAUCUUUCUGGUUCGCCGUUUUGGCAAGAGUUUCCGUUGGCGCUAGUGAUGCGUGUUUGAUGCCUGCUGUCAAUUCUCUUAUAACACGAUGGUUUCCGCAAGCAGAACGACCGGCUGCAAUCGGUCUCAUUUCUGGAGGUCGUCAAAUUGGAACCCUUUUUAUUCUUCCGACAGCCGGAUAUUUGUGCACUCGUAAAGAUAUUCUUGAUGGAUGGCCAGCCAUUUUUUAUCUUUCGGCGACGAUUUCAGUACUUGUCACAGUGUUCUGGAUACCGUUUGGCGCAGAUAAACCCGCGAAGCAAAUGUGCAUUUCAAGUAGAGAAAAGGAAUUCAUUGAAACCAGAAUAGCAUGUGAAUCUAUAGGAAAGAGAACUGACAGAACGAGACGAGUGCCAUAUGGUGCAAUGUUCCGCUCGAAGCCUCUCUGGGCAUGUAUUUUUGCACUGAUCUGCCAUGAAUACCCAUUAGUCAUUAUGCUACAGUUUUUGCCUAAUUAUAUGAGAGACGUUCUUGAGUUUGCACCGACUAAGAAUGGAAUCAUUGCGGCCCUCCCGAUUCUAUGCUUAUUCCUCUCGAAAACAUUCUCGUCAUCUCUUUCGUCAUAUCUGACUACAAAGCUGAACUUCGACAAAACUUUUGUUUGCAAGUGUUUCAACGCAGUAGCUUCAGCUGGACUUGCGAUUUGCAUUUUUCUCGUUCCAUAUUUCAACAAGGAAAGCGCAUUUCUCGCAGUUUUCUGCUUGUGCGGUGCUAUGAUAUUUGCUGGAUUGCACACUCCGGGAGUGAUUACAGCAAUGGUUCAAAUAGCUCCAGCGUUUUCAGGCAUCAUAACGGGUUGGUCAUUCUUCGCUGUGGCCUGGUUUUCGAUAGGAAACAAGAUUCUCACAAAAUACAUUGUUCAGUCAGGUUCUGUUUCUGAGUGGGGUAUGGUUUUCCGAGUGUCCGCUCUAGUCGCAGCACUUCCCGUUAUUGUGUUCACUGCAUGGGGAUCUGCUGAUCGAGAAUGGUGGGCUGCCCCUUCUUCGAAAUGCUCUGUAGCAUCUUUUCACCGUCCAUCUAUCAGAGAUAGAAGUAGAGAGAUCUCUCGAGCUACUUCGUCAACUUCUCUUGGUCAACAAUCGCGUGUUUCAUCGACGAGAUAA